AGGUUUGAGUGGGUGGAACUUCUUGAACCAUCUUCACAAAAAGUCAUUUUUGCUAACCUUGAAUCUGGAGAGAUUCUUGUUGGCGGUAAUUUUAUAGUUGAUGUUCAUUGCUUAAAACCACUUGCAAACGAACAAUGGUGGGAAUUGUUUGAUGUGAACACUCAACGACACUACUACCACAACGUGCGUACAGGCAGAACCGAGUGGAAUAGGCCGUCUACUGGGGAUGUGAUUCCCUUGUCUAACUUGCAAGUGCGUUCCUUAGCUUUUACUAGUUCUGCUUCGCUACACUUCUUCGAUUCGAAAAUUGAUGGUUUUGACACCUGGUGUGUUUUUUCUUGA
Messenger RNA from Mesocestoides corti, 342 nucleotides. The record is from the annotation of a GenBank genome assembly. NCBI's taxonomy places the organism in Eukaryota, Metazoa, Platyhelminthes, Cestoda, Cyclophyllidea, Mesocestoididae.